AUGAAGUGCCUGGGACUUUGGGGAGUGACCUUCACGAUAUUACUAAUAUGGAGCCCAACAGCAUACUGUCGGAAUGUCACGACGGAGGACAUUCGCGACGCGAUGCUGUCGCUGAUACACAUGUUCCGAGUGUCUGAGGACAAGCUCGAGCGCCACGAGUUCCGCGAGAGAACUUUCGGCGAUCAGCUCAAGAAGAUGGUCGCCGGCCUGGAGAAGAGGCACCGAGCGCUCGAGCCCAUAAAGGGCAUCGUGUCCAGGCUGGACGAGCGUCUGUCCAACGUCGAGACUAUACUUCUCCAGAAAGAGGAAAGAGAGAAAGCGCAGCGAAAGAAAACAGAAGAAACUCUCGAUGAAGUAAAGAAAUCUAUUCAAUCUCUAACGUCGACAGUAACCAAAAAUAUAAAAGCUAUCAGCGCGGCAGCGGAGGAAGAAAAUAAUUUAACGACUAACGAAGACCCAAUGAAUAGGCGGCUUGAUAACACAGAUUUGAAAUUAGACGCAAUACAAAAAGAAAUUGAGAUAUUGAAAACCAGUCUCAGCAAGGACUCGUUGCGAACCAUGUGCAUGGGCAUCGUGGCAGAAGCCAAUCCUUUCGAGCGCCACAUCUCCGAGGCAGAGAAGCUAUUGAACAAAUACGAGCUUAAGUUGAACGAAUACAAUGACACCGUGAACAGAGUGCCAACGGACUUCGUGCCCCUCAGCGAAGUCGCCCUAGCGGACGAAGCCUGGCAUAAUAAAAUGACUAGUGUUAUGGAGCGUCAAGAAGGAGAAAUAAAGAAGAUCCAACAACUUCUUUCGGACGCCGAAAGUACGUGGAAGGAGCUUCCUCGUCGAUCAGAAUCACUCCUCGCCUUGAACCUUACGCUAGAAGGCAUUGAAAGCAUCCGACACAAUAUGACCGAGCUCGAGGAUAGCUCGGUAACGAAAGUGAUGAACAAGCUGAGGGAAAUGAGCGAACGCUUGGUCACGACCAACGAAGAUAUUCAGAACAGCUUGACACAGAGCAACACUAUGAGCGAGCGCGCCUAUAACGACAUCUCGCGCAGCUACGGUACACUACUUACGGAGGUCCAAGCACUCGCCAAGAAUGAACCCGUUAUGCUGCAAACUGCCGACAACGUGAUCGCUAACAAGAAGCGCAUCGACCACGGCAUGCACCAGAUACUGCUCGAGAUGAGAGAAUUGGUCAAGGGACAAACGCAGCAUUUGAACAAAACUCUAAUCGACAGAAUCAACGAAACUCAGUCGUCAAUAGUCAGCAGUCAGAAUGGUUCAAUGAUGGCGUUAACGGGUAAAAUCGAGUCAGAGAUGACACAAGUUUGGCGGCAGAUUGGAGUCAUGUAUCAACAGCUUACUGCCAACAAGGAAUCUCUUGAUAAACUUACGGGCCAAACCGAGCAAUACGUUAAUGGCAGUGCAACCACUAUGGAAAGCAUGAAGGAAAAAGUGGGUGUUAUUACGGCACGCAUGGCGGAAGUUAAUGACAAUUUGAAUUACCUACUCGGAAGACUGUCACUGGUUACUCAGGAAUUCAGUCAAAUAAAGACUGGUCUCGGGGACGCACUAGACAAAGCUAAAUCUAAUCUACGUACUGUACAAGCGAAAUUGGAAAAUGGUGGUCCCGGUCCCCACAGUAUAGACGCCAGUUCAGUGGAA
Messenger RNA from Iphiclides podalirius (scarce swallowtail), 1656 nucleotides. The record is from the annotation of a GenBank genome assembly. Lineage: Eukaryota; Metazoa; Arthropoda; Insecta; Lepidoptera; Papilionidae.